Molecule: messenger RNA, 687 nt
Organism: Ambispora gerdemannii
Lineage: Eukaryota; Fungi; Glomeromycota; Glomeromycetes; Archaeosporales; Ambisporaceae
Source: the annotation of a GenBank genome assembly
AUGUUUCACCUUCGUGAAUGGGUUAUACAACGAUACAUAUCAAAUCCAUUCUUGAUCAAUAAUCGAAAAUGUCAUAUACGCGCCUAUGUUCUCGCAGUUUCGAAUAUCAAAGUUUACUUGUGUAAAGAUAUGCUGGCCUUGUUUGCACUUUUACCUUAUACUCCUCAUGAAAUACAAAAUACUUUUUCACAUAUCACAAAUACUUGUAUACAAUCGAAUGAAGUGACUUUUGUGGAAUCCGAUCAAGUAAAAUUAUUUUGGGAUCUAUCUGACAAUGAUCACGACGAACAUAAAAAUACAAACGGGACAACAGAAAACCAAGGAAUAACAAAAGAUGAUCUCCUCGCGAUAUUUAAUCAAAUUAAAGAAAUUCUUAGCGAAUGCUUUGAAGCGAUAGUGAGUGAAAUCACGCAGUUUAUGCCAAUGGAUAACGCGUUCGAGUUGUUUGGAUUUGAUUUUUUGAUUGAUGUCAAUAAACAGGUUUAUUUAUUGGAAGCUAAUUCGUUUCCAGAUUUUAAACAAACUGGUAAUCGGCUAUCACACGUAAUUGCUGAUUUGUUUAAAGAGACUGUUGAAUUGGCGGUUGUGCCUUUCUUUUCAAAGAAUGUCGUAAAAAUAGAUUACAAUGAAAAAAAUGGAGAUGACAGCAGAUUUGUUCUGGUUUAUGAAAAAUUAUUAUUACAAUAG